CUUCUUAAAAACGUUCAAAUCAACCCACGCAAUGGUUUUGCCUAUUCCGUCUGGAAGGAUGUUCCUGUCCCUUUCUACAUGUCUGUAUAUUUCUUUCAUAUCGUGAAUCCAGACGCAAUUCUCCAGGGUGAGAAGCCUGUUGUUGAACAGCGAGGACCCUACGUUUACAGAGAAUACAGACCAAAGAGCAACAUUACCUUUCAUAAAAAUCACACAGUUUCCUACCGAGUGUUUCGACAAUUUCACUUUGUGCCAGAGCGUUCAAUAGGCCCUGAGAGUGAUCAGCUCGUUCUCCCCAACAUGCUUGCACUAGGCGUGUCCAUAAUAGCCGAGAAACUAACUCCACUCAUGAAAAUAAUGUUCAACUCGGUCAUGCAGACGUUUAAUCAAACUGCUUUCUUCAAAAGAACCAUAAAGGAGAUGAUGUGGGGAUAUGAAGACGAGCUGAUUAUCACCCUUAAAAAACUCUUCCCAACCCUCCUGCCCUUUAAGGACAAGUUUGGUUUGUUUGCAGAUCUGAACAACACCGACACUGGAUUAUUCACGAUUUACACAGGAGUUGAUGAUAUCAGGAAAGCCCAAGGAAUCGACACGUGGAAUGGUGAUAAAAAGGUCAACUACUGGCACUCUGCCCAAUGCAACAUGAUAAACGGCACCUCGGGGGAAAUGUGGCCUCCAUUUAUGACUCCGUCAGACGCGCUGGAAUUUUACAGCCCAGAUGCCUGUAGGUCGGUGAAGUUAGUUUACCAGCAGUCAGACCGGACCUUCGGAUUACCGUCCUUCCGCUACGUUGCACCGAAGACGAUGUUUGCAAACGGGACGGUGUUCCCUCCCAACCAGGGCUUCUGUCCGUGCCGACAGUCGGGGGUUCUAAACGUCAGCACCUGCAGGCACAAUUCCCAAGUCUUCAUCUCGCAUCCUCACUUCUACAACGGUGACCCUACGCUGUGGGAGGCUGUGGACGGAUUACACCCCAGUGAGAAAGACCACUCACUCUUCAUUGACAUCCACCCCUUGACGGGAGUCCCUCUGAAUGUCUCCAUCAAGUUACAACUAAAUCUGUUUCUAAAAUCUGCCAAAGGAAUAAACUUGCCGGGGAAGAUGAGGACCAUGCUGUUGCCUCUCAUGUGGUUCGAUGAAAGUGGGAAUAUCUCCGGUCCGAUCCUGGACAACUUCUACAUAUUCAUGGCGCUGAUCCCGCUCUUGCUGCAGAUCCUGCAGUACCUGCUCCUGGCGAUCGGUGCUUUACUGCUGAUUGUGGCUGCCCUCCUUGCAUUCAUCUCCAUGCAACAGAAGAGAUCCAAGCGUGGGCCCCAAGAGCCUACGUGUGAAGGCUAUGGAUUCUGGAAAGGAGAGAGGCUGAGGGAGCUGCCAGUGGACCCAGGCCUGGGUCUAGGUGGGUGCAAUGUGAAGGAGUGA
Molecule: messenger RNA, 1419 nt
Organism: Amblyraja radiata (thorny skate)
Lineage: Eukaryota; Metazoa; Chordata; Chondrichthyes; Rajiformes; Rajidae
Product: scavenger receptor class B member 1-like
Exons: 12
Biological process (GO): plasma lipoprotein particle clearance; cholesterol import; recognition of apoptotic cell
Cellular component (GO): cytoplasm; caveola
Molecular function (GO): low-density lipoprotein particle binding; lipid binding; scavenger receptor activity
Source: RefSeq, a predicted model, not a curated record